Molecule: messenger RNA, 2228 nt
Organism: Cyprinodon tularosa
Lineage: Eukaryota; Metazoa; Chordata; Actinopteri; Cyprinodontiformes; Cyprinodontidae
Exons: 3
Coding region: 380-1498 (372 amino acids)
Biological process (GO): protein polyubiquitination; SCF-dependent proteasomal ubiquitin-dependent protein catabolic process
Cellular component (GO): SCF ubiquitin ligase complex
Molecular function (GO): protein binding
Source: RefSeq, a predicted model, not a curated record
GACAGAGCAUGUUGAUGACGCGUUCCCCACAACAACAACAACAGAACUCAGCUGCUGUAAAGCUAACUAGCCGGCCUAGUUAUAUGAUAUUUCCUUUAUGCUUUCUCUUACAUUUUAAAAUUAUAUUGACACCGUCAUAUUUGUCCAUUUUUUAUUUCAUAAAGAUAAUGCAAUAAAAUCUGGAAUUCACUUCUUUAUUUCAAUAGAGUUUGAAAAUCUUUGUCUGUUAGCAUGUUAGCUGUAGAACCGUGUAGACCUUGGUUCCUUUUCACCUCCAUCUAAAGAACAGAAAUAUUUAUUGAAAAUACAUACCACAAGACCUCGCGGUGGAGAUUCUGACCUCCACCAGUAAACGCCAGCCUUUGGUCAGCUGUCGAAAAUGUCGCCACAGAAGAAACUUCUCGUCCCGGUCAGCAGCAGGCGGAAAGCGGCUGAUGACUUCUUCCCCUUCAACUCUCUACCAGUGGAGUGCCAGCUUCACGUCUUGUCCUUCCUGAACGAGGUGGACAAAUGCAGCUGCGCUCUGGUUUGCCUGAGCUGGAGCUGCCUGGUCCGAUCCUGGAAGCUGUGGCGGGUUGCUGACUACUCUCGUCGGGGUGUCUUCCAUCUUGGUCAGGAGGGGCUGCUGGUUUCUAACCGAGAGUUUGAGCGUUGGAAGUCCUGGGUUCACCAUUACACCCACCAUCUGAUCUCCAGGCGGGCCAGCCUGCUCACGCUAAAGGCCAGCUUCGAUCUCGGAGACCGCUGCAAUAAAUGGAGCGAGCUCCUGAGCCACCUGCUGGAUAACGUCCACUGCAGGGACCUCAGCCAUCUGGACCUCAAUUGGACCUUUACCCUCUUUGAGCCGUUGGACCUGCGGGUCCACUCCAGCUCCAGUUCACAUCAAGACAGCAUAACCAAGAUGGACCAGGUGACCAGCUUUCAGGAGCUACUUGGUAAACUCACCCACAGCUGCCCACGAAUCUCCAAGAUGCGUCUCCAUUUCGACUGGUCCGAUCUCUCCGUGUCCCUGCUAACUCAGUUCCAGCAGCUUCGGAUCCUCGAGCUGAAGUACUUCUGGGUCUUCAAACUCGUGACCCCCUCCACGCUGCAGACGCUCACCAAGUCCCUGCCCAACCUGAAGUCGCUGACUUUGCACAUCCUGGUGCCGCUGAGGAACCUGGGGAUCUCUUACACAUUGGAGUCGGAGUCUCUGGAGUUCCUGGACGUGUCGCCCAGCAGAGGUUUGGUUUUCUCCUGCCUGAAGCUGCCGGCUCUGAGAGAACUCAGGGCGAAGAAGAUAGUUCGAGGUAUUACUCUGGACCGGAGGACGAGGCUCAGGAUCCAGAGCCGCUGGCCUUGUCUGUACAACGUCCUCCAGCAGGGGACGCCGAAGCUUCAGGCUCUGAACAAUGAGAGGCUCCUUCCUACCUGGAGGGAGAAGAGCUACGGGGAACUAAAGACCAUCCUGGAACAGUCCUGUUACUGUAUGCAGCAUCUGGACAGCUGGCUGUGGUAGUCUGCUAACUGAGACCAAACAGCAGAGCACUGCUUUUACUUGACAUUAUGACUAUUAUCGCAACAAAGCUGAAUCCACAAAGGGACACAGAUGUUGCUUAUUGCUGCAGAUGAAAUAUUCGAUUUGUCUGCAGGAAAACUCACUGAAACAAGGCAAUGAUGCACAUGGGGUUUAUAAACAUUUCUUUAAAAAUCUGCAAAAAGCAAAGCUGCUUCUUGCUGAUCGUACUCUUUAGCACUGGUCAGGAAAAAAAGAGCCACAUGAUGUGGAUCGGGACAUCAUAUAAAGCAUAAUCUCACCUUGAAGUUGUUAAAAUGUGUUGUUCUUGUGAAUAUAAGAAACAACAGAGAAUGAAGGCAAAAUAUUUGGGGGAAAUUUUUAUUUCCUCUAAAUCAAAAUGAAACUAUAUGAAUUAAUGCGUUCUGAUUUCAGUUGCAUAUUUAAAGAAAAAUAAUAAGAUUGUAAUCCGGCUACAUCCAAAUUAAAUCCCCAAAUGUAGAAAUGCAAGCUGGUGCUCUAAUCCAAACAUUUUAACAAAUUUUUAUUUUAACUGGUUUUCUUCAGCGUCUAAAACAGGAUGAGCUAUUGAUAAAGAUUUAUAUUUGAGACUGGAACAUUAAGAGAAAACAGAAUUGAGCGAGGAAGUAAAAAUGUCUCCGAAGUUCAUUCCAAAUCCGUUAAUUUAGAAAAAGGAAAAUCUUUAAAUUAUGAACUGAUGUAUAAAUAUCCA